AUGGGAAGGUCAGGGGGAUUGGGAUUUUGGUGGAGAGAUUUGAAUGUUAGGGUUGUGGGUUACUCGAUUCAUCAUGUGUAUGGUGAGGUGCUCGAUAGUGGAAAUAUAGCAAAGUGGAGGUUUACUAGGGUGUAUGGGUGGCCGGAGGCGGAAAACAAACAUUUAACAUGGGAUCUCAUGAGGUCGAUUUUUGCUUUGUCUCCUCUUCCGUUAUUGAUGUUCGGGGAUUUUAAUGAGAUUCUUGGUAUGCAUGAGAAAGAAGGAGGGGCUGUGAGAGGUGAAAGACAAAUUGAUGCUUUUAGAGAAGCAAUCGAUGAUUGUGAGUGUCGUAAUCUUGGGUAUAAGGGGAGUGUGUAUACAUGGCAACGAGGCAUUUCUAUGGAGACAGUAGUUUGUGAAAGGCUUGACCGAUACUUAGCUACUUGUGAGUGGUACUCUCUUUUUCCAUACUCGGAAGUUAUACAUCUUCCAUUAUGUCAUUCUGACUACGCUCCAAUAUUACUGAAGUUCGGGGACAAAGCAGAUGAGAAAAAAGAUGGCAAGAUGUUCAGGUUUGAGGCCUCUAUGGUUAUCAAAGGAAGAAUGCAAGCAGGGAUAUCAAAAAAAAAUAUUGCUAAGCCAGAGACUCGUUUAAAGGAAGUUGAAGGGAAGAGACUUGAUGGGCGUCGACUCCAAAUGUGUAAUGAGAUCUCAAAUGAAUUGAAUGAGCUUCGUAGACUUGAGGAAUCUUAUUGGUAUGCUCAAUCCAGAGCAAAUGAGCUUCGUGAUGGGGAUAAAAAUACCAAAUAUUUUCAUCACAAAGCAAGUCAAAGGAGAGGUCAAAAUAGAAUUUGUGGUCUUUAUGAUGAUCAAGGUAUGUGGCAGACUUCGAAGGAGGGGACCAACAAGGUGAUUGCAGACUAUUUUAGUGGCCUUUUCGCUUCAACUAUGUCGAAUAAUUUUGAUGAGGCCCUCAUGGGUGUUAAGCCGAAGGUAACAGAUGACAUGAAUGACAUUCUUGACAUGGAGCCAAAGGCAGAUGAGAUUAAAGACGCACUAUUUCAAAUGCAUCCGAACAAAGCUACGGGUCCGGAUGGGAUGCACGCAUUAUUCUUCCAAAAAUUUUGGGGGACUCUCGGUCAUGAUAUGGUUAACUUUGUGCAGUCUUGGUGGCGAGGUGAAAUUGAUUUGUCAAAGAGAGGUGGGGAGGGUAAUGAUGGAACUGUGACCCUUAAAUUGGAUAUGAGUAAAGCAUACGAUAGAGUGGAAUGGGUUUUUAUUGAAAAAAUUAUGACGUAUAUGGGUUUUCGAAUAGCAUGGAUUGAUCGGAUUAUGAGUACUUAUGAGAGAGCUUCCGGUCAGAAAGUCAAUCUAAGCAAAACCGAAGUGGCUUUUAGCAAGAAUGUUAAUUCGGAAAGAAAACAUAAGAUUGUUGAGACUCUUGGUGUCCGUGAAGUUGAUAGACAUGAAAAGGGUUUUGAUCCAAGUUAUUCUUGGCGUAGCAUUUGGGGUGCAAAAUCGUUGCUGCUUGAGGGAUUGAAGUGGAGAGUGGGUAAUGGCUCUUUGAUUAAGUUGUGGGAUGACGCUUGGACCUUGGGUGAUGGAGCUCAUUUAGUGUUAUCUCCGCAGUCUAAUAGUGACUUGAAUAUGCGCGUGUGA
Chenopodium quinoa (quinoa) is the source of this 1638-nucleotide messenger RNA. RefSeq lists its product as uncharacterized. The coding region runs from base 1 to 1638 and encodes 545 amino acids. The transcript has 5 exons. The record is from RefSeq and is a predicted model, not a curated record. Lineage: Eukaryota; Viridiplantae; Streptophyta; Magnoliopsida; Caryophyllales; Amaranthaceae.